CACAAGUUACAACAAAUCGUACGCGGUACGACACACGAGUUACGCGGAUGGCACUAACCACCAUGUGCGAUAUAGAUAAUAUAUUGUAAUAUAUUAUUAUUAUUAUUAUAUAUACACGUAUAUAAUAUAUAUGUACAUACCGCCUGUUCAAACUCGACCGUCGAGGGCAAUCGUAUAGUUUACUUUUGUGUUUUUUUUUUUCUAAUCGAGUUAGCUUCUCGCUACCCCAAAAAGUGUUUGCUCACACGUCUUGUCCGUUGCCGUGAAAAAACAAAAAUCUUCCAAAAAUAAUGAAGUACAUACUCGUCACCGGCGGCGUAAUGAGCGGAGUGGGCAAAGGAAUUAUCGCUUCGUCCAUCGGCACUCUGUUGAAGUCUUGCGGUAUACAUGUGACUUCAAUUAAAAUCGACCCGUAUUUGAACAUCGACGCAGGCACUUUUUCACCGUACGAACACGGCGAAGUGUAUGUACUAGACGAUGGUGGUGAAGUCGAUUUGGAUUUGGGCAAUUAUGAACGAUUUUUAGAUGUCACGUUACAUAGCGUCAAUAAUAUAACGACCGGCAAGAUAUACCAGGAAGUGAUAAAUCGAGAACGACGGGGCGAUUACUUGGGCAAAACCGUUCAAGUCAUACCACAUAUUACCGAUGCAAUUCAAGAUUGGGUCGAACGAGUUGCCAAAAAACCUGUCAGUAUAGAUGGAGUACAACCUGAUGUUUGCAUUGUUGAACUCGGUGGCACGAUUGGAGACAUUGAAAGUAUGCCGUUCGUUGAAGCAUUUCGACAGUUUCAAUUCAAAGUCAAGAAGGAAAACUUUAUAUGUGCGCAUGUUUCUUUUAUACUUCAGCCAGGUGCUACUGGUGAUGAUAAAACCAAACCGACCCAAGCUAGCGUACGAGAACUUAGAGGGUUGGGCUUAAUACCUGACCUUAUAAUUUGUAGGAGUACAAAACCGUGUUUUAAUGUAGAACACGUCAAGAAAAAAAUAUCAACUUUCUGUGAUGUAGCAUUGAGACAAGUAUUGUUUAUGCACGAUUUAGAUUCAAUUUAUAAAGUGCCUCUUUUUAUGGAAAAACAAGGUGCCUUGAACUUUUUGCUGGAUCGAUUAAAUCUUCCCAUGAACGAGACGCACAAUCGGGCUUUUAUGAAACAAUGGAAAAAAUUAUCUGACAAGUUGGAUAACUCACAAAAAGUUAUCAAAAUUGCUUUGGUCGGCAAGUAUACCCAAUUGAGCGAUGCUUAUGCUUCGGUAUCUAGAGCACUAAUCCAUGCCGGAGCAUACAUCAAACAUAGAGUGGAAGUGACAUAUGUUGAAGCAGCUAAUCUCGAAAAUGAAACUAAAUUGACCGACGCGGUUGGUUAUCACGAAGCCUGGCAACAACUAUGUCGUAGUGACGGAGUGAUUGUUCCUGGAGGAUUUGGUACUAGAGGCGUGGAAGGCAAGAUUGAAGCUUGUCGAUGGUGUCGAGAAACCCAAAAACCAUUCUUGGGAAUCUGUCUUGGAAUGCAAGCUGCUGUAAUUGAGUUCUCUAGGAACGUUUUACACAUAGAAAACGCCGAAACAACUGAAAUUGAUAUAAACGCCAAAGAACCAUUAAUUGUCGAAAUGCCCGAGCAUUGUCCAGAAAAUAAAGGCGGAACUAUGAGACUUGGAAAAAGAACGACCAUUUUCAAAAAAGACAGCAAUACAUCAAAUAUUUUUAAACUUUAUGGGUGCCGCAAAAAUAUUGAAGAACGCCAUCGACACCGUUAUGAAGUCAAUUUAGAUUAUGUCGAGCGAUUAGAAAAAUCUGGACUUAAAUUUGUUGGUACUGAUACAGAAGGAAGACGUAUGGAAAUUUGCGAACUCAAUGAUCAUCCAUAUUAUGUAGCCACACAAUUCCAUCCGGAAUAUUUAACAAGACCUUUGAAACCGUCCCCGCCUUUUGUGGGAUUGUUGUUGGCGUCGAUUGGUAAACUCAGAUCGUAUUUGGAUAAUGAAUGUCAUUUAACUCCCGAUGAGAGUUGCUCCGAUAAUGACUCUGAUGAUUUAUCGGUUAAACUUCAAGAUCUCAUUGUAACGUCAACAAACAGUAAGAUUGUGGUAAAUGGUGAAGUGUGAUUUUUUAGUCUAUCAUAAUGAUAAUUUACUAUUGAUUCUAUUGUAUUCCUGAUUUUAGUAACUUUUUUUUAUUAUGGCUAUUAACUACUCAUUAUUGUAACUUAACAAACUAGUAGUUACAUUUUUCAAUGAUUUGUAAUAAAAAAGAAUAAUUUAAACAAAUGAGUGUUGUGUCUUACAUUGAGUGAAAGAAAGAAUUCUUAUUAAAUGCCAAAGAGUUUAUAAAGUUAUUUGAUGGCAAAUAUUU
Molecule: messenger RNA, 2346 nt
Organism: Adelges cooleyi (spruce gall adelgid)
Lineage: Eukaryota; Metazoa; Arthropoda; Insecta; Hemiptera; Adelgidae
Gene: Ctps
Product: CTP synthase 2
Exons: 12
Coding region: 291-2099 (602 amino acids)
Biological process (GO): CTP biosynthetic process; pyrimidine nucleobase biosynthetic process
Cellular component (GO): cytoophidium; cytoplasm
Molecular function (GO): identical protein binding; CTP synthase activity
Source: RefSeq, a predicted model, not a curated record